AAAACAACACGCCACCACAGCUAUAAAACCCUCCGCCUCCACCGGCGGCUUCGCCCAAUUCCAUUUCGAAUUCUAGGGUUUUGCUGCUCCCCGACCCCGUGCUCCGAAGCCCGCCGCAUCGCCGCACCAGGCGCGGCCCUCCUUUCGUGCGACCGAGAUGGCGCUCCCGAAUCAGGGGACCGUCGAUUACCCCAGCUUCAAGCUCGUCAUCGUCGGCGAUGGCGGAACGGGUAAAACUACGUUCGUGAAGAGGCAUCUCACUGGAGAAUUUGAGAAGAAAUAUGAACCAACAAUUGGUGUCGAAGUCCACCCAUUGGAUUUCACCACGAACUGUGGUAAGAUCAGGUUCUACUGCUGGGACACUGCUGGGCAAGAGAAGUUCGGUGGCCUUAGGGAUGGAUACUAUAUCCAUGGCCAAUGUGCUAUCAUCAUGUUUGAUGUAACCUCAAGGCUGACUUACAAGAAUGUUCCUACAUGGCAUAGGGACCUGUGCAGGGUGUGUGAAAACAUCCCCAUUGUCCUCUGCGGUAACAAGGUUGAUGUCAAGAACAGGCAGGUGAAAGCCAAGCAGGUCACCUUCCACAGGAAGAAGAAUCUGCAGUACUAUGAAAUUUCUGCCAAGAGCAAUUACAAUUUUGAGAAACCUUUCCUUUACCUUGCGAGGAAGUUGGCAGGUGAUCCGAACCUUCACUUUGUUGAAGCUGUUGCUCUGAAGCCCCCGGAAGUUACCAUCGACAUGGCUAUGCAGCAGCAGCAUGAAGCUGAGCUUGCUGCAGCGGCUGCACAACCUCUUCCCGAUGACGAUGAUGAUCUGAUCGAGUAGAGAGGAUCAUGAGUCUCUGCCUUGAGCAGGAGUUGUGCCUUGCGUUUUAAGUUGUUCUAGGGUGAACUCUCUCUUGAGUUAGCAUUGUCUGGAGCAUCUUUCUCUCCUUGGACGUGUUGCAACUUUUGAGUGUGGAAAUUGAUGGACUCGUCGGCAUGAAUUUGCUGGCUACUUUAUACAUUGCUUUGUAACUCUGUUUGAUGUUAAACGUUCUUGUGGCAACGCUCGUUGUGCUGCCAUUUUGUUAUCUAUUUGUCUGAUGUACCAUAUAAAAUGCUUUUGGUGUA
Messenger RNA from Sorghum bicolor (sorghum), 1110 nucleotides. RefSeq names its product GTP-binding nuclear protein Ran-2. Gene Ontology annotation, cellular component: nucleus; cytoplasm. The transcript has 8 exons. Gene Ontology annotation, biological process: ribosomal subunit export from nucleus; protein import into nucleus. The record is from RefSeq and is a predicted model, not a curated record. NCBI's taxonomy places the organism in Eukaryota, Viridiplantae, Streptophyta, Magnoliopsida, Poales, Poaceae. Bases 158 to 823 code for a protein of 221 amino acids. Gene Ontology annotation, molecular function: GTPase activity; GTP binding.